GAUAGGGGUGUCAACAGAUGAGGCCUGAGAAAUAGGCCAAGGCUCGCUCAGUUCUAGGAAGGGAGCCGUUGGAGGCAUUUAACGAGCAGGGGAGUGGUGUGAUGUGAGUGGUGCUUUAGAAGCCCCGCCUGGCUGCGCUGUCGGAAGGAAGCGGGGCAAGAGGGAGAUCAAGGAGGUCAUUUGAAAUGUUAAAAUGCGGCCGGCCGUUGCAUGUCGGUGUUUCUGCAGCGUACCCAUCGUGAGUUCUCAUGGUACCUCAGUCCUUGUGCAUAAGUCCCUGCACAUUUGUUCAACUCUGGUUCUUCAAGACCAAGUCCUCGGAGUGGAAUUGCUGGAAUAAAGGGCAUACAUAUUUAAAAUCCUGCUCCCUGUUGCUCAGCCGCAUUGCAGAAAGGUCCGUUCCAUUUUUGCUCCCAUCAACAGUGCGUGAGAGCAGCACCAACGCCGCUCAUGUCUCAGCCCUGCCAGUCUGGCAAAUGAAAAGGUGGAAAGGGCUCGAGUGUAGAGUGGAGGAGACGGGGCUCGAUGGCUGUUGGAGCGAAGAAGUCACGGGGAUCUUAGUUGGAGCUGAGGGUGUGACAUCACCGUUGAACACACACAUGGGAACCCCAGCUCUGUUUACACCACCUGCAGAGGUGGUCACCCCAGUCCUGUGCCGUGUACCCUCAGACCACAGCCAGAUGGCCACUCGUUCUGAUCCAGCAUGGCUGAAGAGAGAGCCAUGCACUGGGGCACAUCCCAAGGUUAGGAAUCACCAGUAUGAUUUGGCAGAGCCUGAGGGGGCUGGCUGGAGGAGUUGGAGUUGCCUAACUCCACGAAGAGAAACUUUGGAGAAACGCCGUAGUCCUCUUGAAUUAAUGGAAGAGCUGCCCUCUAGGAGAUAACGUAGACUUGAUUCGACAUUGCCCCCGAGGACAGAUAUGCAUUUAAAGGAAGGAUGGGAUUUUUGGCUCAACACGGAAAAGAUGGUUUUAAUAAUUAGCAUCGUUGAAAAUGGAAAAGUGUUCGAGCAUCAUAAAAUGCCAAUCUGUCUGGUACGCUGGGGGCUUUCUGUGCUGGGGGGAGGCUGGCUAGCAUCUCAGCUCCCUGCCAGAUCUGAGGUUCACUGAAGUGUACGGGUGCUUAGGGUAUGUAGAAAUGAGAAGCAUUCGUCCUUGAAAUAAAACCUGAGAGAAAAACAGAUGCAAGCCUUCUAAAGAAGAGACAGAAUUGCCCUCCCCUCCAGCCUUCCUGUCUGCAUUGGCCACACUCUGGGGGGGAAGAGGCCAUUACUCGCUCAUUUUGGUGGCACACCCCACUUCCUGUGAGCGUUCGGGAGGAAGUGGACAGUUAGUGUUGCCACUCCUGCUGUCAGAGCCCAGGGAAGAAGGGAAGGGGCCAGGUUACACGAUGUCUCAACUACACAUCAUAUCCAGCUUCAGAAACAGCUGAAGCCCCCAGACCCUGGCAGCCGGACUCUGGACUGAGUUGAGUUCAUGAACCUGCAGCUGUUGGUCACCAUGUUGCCGAAGGGACAGACUGGAAACUCCCCAAUCGGAGAUUGAACCCCAAAAGGGAGCAGCAUGCUGGAGCUUUGAACCUGAAGCUCCAAAGGGCUCAGCCGGAGAACUAGAGUGCCUUGAUGUGCUUGCCACCAAGCCCUCUGAGACUGCUUUGAUCUGGUCUCCUUUUUCUGCCUUUAGCAAUGAUGCAGCUCAAGGGCAGCCCAGAUUUUCAAAAGAAGACAGAGGCAGAACUGGGGGUGGAGAGUGAUCUCUUUCGUUUUCUUGACAUUGGGCUAGAGCUUGGUACCAGGUGCGAGGUCUUGGACCACAGUCAUUUGGAGAGGAAGUGUCCAGGGUCGGGCUGGAGCCCUGAGGUUCCUGCCAGUGAUCCAGAACACAGAUCGAAGGCUUGGCUUGAGGCAGUCUGGGGGGAGAGCCCAAACGCAACAGCAGGCACACUUGGGUCCAUCCUGGCUGUGAGGGCCCGGGCGUGUCAGCCUCUCCUCUUGCGCGGCCUCGUCUGCAGAGUGGGCAUGAGGAUCCGUAAAUCCCCACCAGGUCCUCGCUGUGUGCUUUCUGCUGUCCUUCCUCGUCCUCUGCUCUGUGGAAACCGCUUCCAACACACCCCAGAACUAGGUAAUAAAGGUGUAGCUUGAGUGAGUGAGUCCCUUCUGGUUGUCAGAGGUGGUUUGUGGCCUCCUGUUCAUGGGCACAGGUCACCUGUUGGCCGCAGAGAAGGCAUUUGUCUCUCACUUGAUGUUUUAGUGAUUAGUUGAGAGAGUUGGUGCUAACUUACAUCCCAUGGUAUUUUUCUUACUUCCUGAGUUUUUAGGUGCUUUAAAACAUUUUAUUUUUACAUUUCUAAAACUGAACUAUGCGAUACAAUAAAUAAUCAACCUUGCUAGCCUUUUCCUUUUUCCUUCUAAACACUGAUAGUAAGUCAUGUUCUCUAAAUCCCAAUCAGCUUGGAAUAGAGAGGGUACUUAGAAUGAGGCUCUUGGUUCCCAAGACCUUUCCUGGGGCUUUAGAUGGCCAGGAAGUAGUAAUAAAGCAUUCUUCCCUGAUAAUCUCAGCAAAAAAUUAGGUGGGCAUGGGCUUGGUGGUUCUCUUCCAUUUUCUCCUUUAGGUUUUCCUGCUCCACCACACUGACCUGCCCUCCACUCCCCACCCCGAGCCCCCCAACCUGGAGAACAGAGGUUUGGCCUGAGGCCGGUCCCCUCCAGGGCAAGGCCACAUCCCACCCACUGGUGGCUUUGCUGGGCUGGUGCUUUGUGAGCCGGGGCAGAUAGGGCUGGUGUGGGGGCCCUCUGCCUCCUAAAAUAUGUCUGUAGAAUGGAAUAGGAGAUGCCCAGGGUCUGAGCCCCGCACACCCGUGGGUAGCACAGGGCAGGAUUGUCAGGGAGGAAAGGACUUAUCGCAACUGUCUCUUUGCACCAUUGGCCCACGCACCUGAAUUGUCCUGCUUGCCAAUUACAGGCUUCUUAGCCUUGUCAACCCUGGCCUUUCCCCUCUAAAGAAGGAGCUGAGCUGAGUUGCGCUUCUUUCUGGAAGUGUGACAGGACCGCCUGGAAGUGGGACUGAACGCCUUGCAGUCUCUCCCCUUUCCUGUGUACUUCCCAGUGAGAUAAUCCAAUGAAAGAGUUCUUUCUAAGAAACUGAGACUUUGUUCCUACAUCUGGCACAGUUUAACCCCCAAAGACUAUGAUGGUGAUGACGAUUGUCAUUAGGAAAACCAAACUUUUUAUGUCACAAAGGAAGGAAAUUGAGACUGACCAUCUUUUUUGUAAUACCUCUCCCUCCUUAUGGGCCUUGGGACCGUGUACUUAGGGUGUUUGCUUUAGAACGUUCCAGUAAGGCCACUUAAAUCAGGCCACCCAUUAAGCUUUCUUUGCAGAGCAGACAGACAGACUGUAUGUAAUGCUUUCUCACACGUGUGUUCCCGGCCCUGCAGAUGUCAGGGUCGCGGCGUGCAGCUUACUCAUUGCCUUGCCCCCGCUCCGCGCACCAUCUGUAAAUCCGUGUAACACCGUGAACAACACGGAAAGCCUUUCAGGUUCACUCCAGACAGGGGCUGCGUUAGCACUUGUCAGAUUUGACCCCCAGCGUGCCUCCUCCGAAAACAGAGGAGAGCAAGCACGUAGUGCCGGCGUGUGCGAGACAUAUGAAGAUUCACGAGAAGGACCCUAACAGUGCUACAGCUACGGCCCCCCCAUCCCCACUGAAGCGUCGGCGGCUGCCCUCCAAGAGGAAACUGAGUCACGAUGCCGAGUCAGAAAAAGAAGACCCAGCACCUGCUAAAAAGAUGGUGGAAGAUGGGCAGCCGGGGGACUUGGAGAAAGCUGAAGAAGUGUUUCACUGCCCCAUAUGCUUUAAGGAGUUCGUUUGCAAGUACGGACUGGAGACCCACAUGGAAACCCACUCAGAUAACCCACUAAGAUGUGACAUUUGCUGCGUUACCUUUCGAACACACCGAGGAUUGCUGCGCCACAACGCACUCGUCCACAAACAACUUCCCAGGGACGCGAUGGGAAGGCCUUUCAUUCAGAACAACCCUUCCAUUCCUGCUGGCUUCCAUGACUUAGGUUUCACUGACUUCUCCUGUCGGAAGUUUCCUCGAAUUUCUCAGGCCUGGUGUGAGACAAACCUGCGAAGGUGCAUCAGUGAUCAGCACCGUUUCGUCUGCGAGACCUGCGACAAGGCGUUCCCCAUGCGCUCCUCCCUCGCCCUGCACAGGCAGACCCACGUCGCCGCGGACCAGGGACGGGAAAGGCUGCAGGCCAGGACCCUGCCCGGUGACGCCCCGGACCAGAAGGUCUUCCUGGCCUUCCUGGGCCUGCAGCACACCAAAGACGUCAGGCCUGCCCCCGCUGAGGAGCCGUUGCCGGAUGACAACCAAGCAAUACAGCUCCAGACACUCAGAUGUCAGCUACCUCAGGACCCCGGCUGCACCAGCAUGCUGAGUUUAUCUCCUUUCGAAGCUGCUUCCCUGGGCGGCUCUCUCACGGUCCUCCCGGCUACCAAGGAGAACAUGAAGCACCUGUCCCUGCAGCCCUUCCAGAAGGGCUUCAUCAUCCAGCCUGACAGCAGCAUCGUGGUCAAGCCCAUCUCCGGCGAGUCCGCCAUCGAGCUGGCCGACAUCCAGCAGAUUCUGAAGAUGGCAGCCUCUGCUCCCCCGCAGAUCAGUCUUCCGCCUCUGUCCAAGGCCCCCGCCGCCCCUCUGCAGGCCAUCUUCAAACACAUGCCCCCUCUGAAGCCAAAGCCCCUGGUCACCCCGCGGACGGUGGUGGCCACGUCCACGCCCCCGCCUCUCCUCAAUGCCCAGCAGGCCUCCCCCGGCUGCAUCAGCCCCAGCCUCCCCCCACCACCCCUGAAGCUCCUCAAAAGCCCCAUGGAGGCAGCUUCCAGUGCCCACCUGCUGCCGUCCCAGGCGGGAGCCCAGCCAGACACCGCCGCGCAGCUCUUCCUGCAGCAGCCACGGGCGGACCUGCCGGGCCAGGCCGAGAUGAAGACACAGCUGGAACAAGACAGCAUCAUCGAGGCCCUGCUGCCCCUGAGCAUGGAGGCCAAGAUCAAGCAGGAGAUAACGGAGGGGGACCUCAAGGCCAUCAUGACGGGGCCCGGUGGCAAGAAGACGCCAGCCAUGCGCAAGGUGCUCUACCCCUGCCGCUUCUGCAACCAGGUGUUCGCCUUCUCCGGGGUGCUGCGCGCGCACGUGCGCUCCCACCUGGGCAUCUCGCCGUACCAGUGCAACAUCUGCGACUACAUCGCCGCCGACAAGGCCGCGCUCAUCCGCCACCUACGCACGCACAGCGGCGAGCGGCCCUACAUCUGCAAGAUCUGCCACUACCCCUUCACCGUCAAGGCCAACUGCGAGCGGCACCUGCGCAAGAAGCACCUCAAGGCCACGCGCAAGGACAUCGAGAAGAACAUCGAGUACGUGACCAGCAGCGCCGCGGAGAUGGUGGAUGCCUUCUGCGCCCCGGACACGGUGUGCCGGCUGUGCGGCGAGGACCUGAAGCACUACCGCGCGCUGCGGAUCCACAUGCGCACACACUGCGGCCGCGGCCUGGGCGGCUGCCCCAAGGGCCGCAAGCCCUUUGAGUGCAAGGAGUGCAGUGCCGCCUUCUCAGCCAAGCGCAACUGCGUCCACCACAUCCUCAAGCAGCACCUGCACGUGCCCGAGCACGACAUCGAGAGCUACGUCCUGGCGGCCGAUGGCCUGAGCCAUGCUGACGCGGCUGCCGAGGCCGCAGGGAGGAUGGAGGACGGUGGCGGGACCUUCAGCGACCGGAAGCCCCUGGCUGCCUUCCUGGAGCCGCAGAACGGCUUUCUUCACGGGGCGCCGCAGCCGCUGCCACCCCACAUCUCCGUCAAGCUGGAGCCCGCCGGCAACUUCCCGGUGGACUUCAACGAGCCCCUGGACUUUUCCCAGAAGGGCCUGGCCCUGGUCCAGGUGAAGCAGGAGAACAUCGCUGGCUUCCUGAGCCCCUCCUCCUCGGCGCCCUAUGACUGCUCCCUGGAGCCCAUCGACCUGUCCAUCCCCAAGAACUUCAGGAAAGGAGACAAGGAUACCACCGCUCCCGGGGAAGCCAAGAAACCAGAGCAGGAACCAGGGAACGGCGAGCAGCCCACUCCCUGUCCUCCGCCGUGCCCUACCCUGCCAGUGACCUUGGGGCCCAGCGGGAUCCUGGAAAAGCCGGGGGCCUCUGCAGCCAACAUUCUGGAAGCCCAAGCUCAGCCCUUGCAGGGCUCAGUUCAGCUUGCUGUCCCCAUCUACUCCUCCGCUCUGGUCAACAGCCCCCCCAUCUUGGGCAGUUCCACGCUCAUCAGCAGCCCUGCACUGCUGCGGCCGCUGCGCCCCAAGCCCCCACUGCUCUUGCCAAAGCCCCCCGUGACAGAAGAGCUGCCCCCGCUGGCCUCCAUCGCCCAGAUCAUCUCAUCGGUGUCCUCAGCCCCCACCUUGCUGAAAGCGAAGGUGGCCGACCUGGGGCCCACGAGCACGGGCAGUAACAGCACAGCCCCCGAUGGCUUGGGGAGCACUGUCCCCAGAGCUGCCGCUGCCCCCGCCAACACCACCAGCCCAAAAGAAUCCAGCGACCCAUCCCCUCCUGCCAACAGCCCGGAGGCGGCCUCACCCACCGAGCAGGGGCCAGUGGGCUUGUCCAAGAAGAGGGGUCGGAAAAAGGGCAUGAGGAGCCGGCCCCGCUCCAGCAGCGGUGGGGUGGACCUGGACUCCAGCGGGGAAUUUGCCAGCAUCGAGAAGAUGCUGGCCACGACGGAUACCAACAAGUUCAGUCCGUUUCUACAGACCGCAGAGGACGAUUCUCAGGAUGAGGUGGCUGGGGCCCCCGCGGACCCCCACGGGCCCAGUGACGAGGAGCAGGGCAGCCCUCCUGAAGACAAGCUGCUGAGGGCCAAGCGGAACUCCUACGCCAACUGCCUGCAGAAGAUCAACUGUCCCCACUGCCCCCGGGUCUUCCCCUGGGCCAGCUCCCUCCAGAGGCACAUGCUCACGCACACUGGUCAGAAACCCUUCCCUUGUCAAAAAUGCGAUGCCUUCUUUUCUACCAAAUCUAACUGUGAACGCCACCAGUUGCGCAAACACGGAGUUACCAACUGUUCCCUGAGAAGAAACGGGCUUAUCCCCCAGUCAAAAGAGAGUGAUGUUGGACCCCAUGAUAGCACAGAUAGCCAGUCGGACGCAGAGACACCAGCGGCAGGCGGUGAAGUGCUGGACCUCACCUCCCGCGAGAAAGAGCAGCCUGCGGCCGAGGGAGCCCCUGCGCCCGACCAGGUCCAGGAGGAGCUCCCCGCAGAGGAAGUGCCGCAGGGCCCGGCCGCACUGCCUGGGGUGGGGGACGAGCAGGACGUGGGGGAGAGCCAGGAGCAUGAGGACAAGCACGGCGUGGAGGAGAGGGAUGAGGACGCAGACGGCCCGGAGGAAGACACCGUGAGCAACAAGAGCCUGGACCUCAACCUCGCCAGCCGGCUGAUGGGCUUCAAGCUGGCCGAGGGCGACGCGGGCGCCGCAGGCAGCGGGGGCCCCACCCAGCAGGACCAGAAGCACUCCUGCGACGUCUGCGGCAAGAGCUUCAAGUUCCAGGGGACCCUGAGCCGCCACAGGAAGGCCCACGGCCGCGAGGAGCCCCGGGAGGAUGGCCCGGGCACCAGCGGAGCAGGGGCUGCCGAGGACCCGCUGCCCGGCCCGGCCGCUGCCCCCGCGCCCGAGCCGGAGGAGAAGCCCGCCCACCCCUCGGAGGAGCCCCCCGCGGAGGGGGUGACCUCGUCGUCAUCAGAAGCCUCAGGGGACAGGCAGGGCGAGGAGGCGGAGGGCACCUCGGACGGGGAGAGCGUGGCCGAGAAGAAGUCCUCGGAGAAGAGUGACGACGACAAGAAGCCAAAGACAGACUCCCCGAGAAGCGCGGCCAGCAAGGCCGACAAGAGGAAGAAGGUGUGCAGCGUGUGCAACAAGAGGUUCUGGUCCCUGCAGGACCUGACGCGGCACAUGAGGUCCCACACAGGAGAAAGGCCAUACAAGUGUCAGACCUGUGAGCGAACCUUCACCCUGAAGCAUAGCCUGGUUCGCCAUCAGCGGGUCCACCAGAAAGCCAGGCACGCCAAGCAGCACGGGAAGGACAGCGACAAGGAGGAGCGGGGUGAGGAGGACAGUGAGAGCGAGUCCACCCACAGCGGCAACAACCCCGUCUCAGAAAACGAGGCUGACUCGGGUCCACCGGCCAGCAACCACGUGGCUGUCACCCGGAGCCGAAAGGAGAGCCUGGCCAGUGCCACCAAGGAUCUCAGCCGCAGGGAGGAACGGGCAGCAGGUCGGACGGCGGGUGCCUGCCAGGCUGAAGCUGGCAGGAGUGCUCCCAAGGCCGCUCCAGGGGGCAGCCCCAAGGGGCAAGCGUCUCUGGGUGACCCUGACCCAGAGAGCCCGGCGGCCCUCGUGGAGGCCCUGCCAGAGCUACAAGGCAAGGGGCCCGCCCACCCCAUCCUGGCCGCGGACGGUGCCUCGCCACUCCUGGGGAUAGAAUGACAGCCCAUCACGUCCCCCCACCAGCACACAGACGAAAGCCAGCAGAGCAAAGUGUCCUGAAUCUGUAUUUCAUGAGGUUUCCUCAGUGCCCUUCAGCUGUCGGGGAGUGAGAGAGAGAGACAGACAGACGGACGAGAGGGAGUGGGCCGUCUUGGCCGGUGCCAUAGCCUUACAUCUCCGUGCAAGAGACUCCGCACGCACACUUCCGGUGCCUUAAGUACUCACCAGUCCUUCAGUGUCAGCCUGGGCGUGUGUGUCCCCAAAAUGACUUUUUGAAACAAACAAAGCAUAUAUUUUAAUGAAUUUCUUGGAGAGGACCUUUUCAUUUAAGCAUUAACGUUACCUUCUGUAUUGGUGUGUGUGAGCUUGUUCUUGCAAAUCUGUGAUAGUAACGUACGUUCUGUGAGCUGGAAACAGAAGAAAAAAAUUUGUCCUUGGAUACCCAUAACCAAUAACUGGAAGAAGAUGAUGUGAAUUUCAUGUAAAUUGCCAGAGGAUAUGUGGAUAAGAUGUUCCUUUUUUCUCAAAUAGACCUUUUUCUCGUUCUGUUUGCUACAUGGUGGAGCUGUAAUUUGGGCCUCCAUAUGGCGGGAUGUGGUUGAUGAAGGUUUCCAGUUGGGCGCCAGCCAGAACCGGGGAAGAUUCUAGCCUCAACUUUGUACGUGUUUUCAGCGUUAGACAUGGUAUUACUGUUCAAGUUUCAAGACCUCUGUUCUUAACUUCCAGAGGAGAGUUACGCUGGCAACUUUAACCUAUGGAGAACGUGCACAGAUGUCCUGUAUCUGAUUUCCCCCAUGUUUGGUAUAUGUAUUAUUAAUAUUAAUAUUAUUAUUAUUAUUAUUUCAUCAGUUUGCUGGUCUCUGCAGUCAGCAGAAACAAAUGGGCAAUAUUUGUCCGGGGAGACCUGGGCUGCCCCUGGGUCCCCGUGUGGGCAUCUGCCCGCAGCUUUCCUUGGCCCCCCACCCCCGGGUGGUAGCUCUUCUACUGUACUUAGACAAGCCUUUCUUCCGUGACUGCAGAAUCCAGCGGGGGCCGGGAGCGGUCCUCCCGCACGGGCCGGCCGGAGAGCAGCUCAGAGAGGGGAGAGCGAGGGGGCACAUGCCCGGGGCUUCCAAGGAAGCCAGGCAGCAAGGAGACCCUUCCCUCCCCGGUCUCCCUGCCAAACUGGGCUGAAGCCUUACCCGCCUGUGCUACUGUCGUUUGCAAAGCGAGGAAGUACUUCUACUACUACUGGUAAUAAAACUGCACGUGCAAGAUUGGAAGAUGAAAAAUAGAUUUGUAUUUACCUUCCUGUGACGUGGGGUUGGUGCUUGAAGCGAAACAUGCUAUUUCUGGUGUUCCUGAAAUAGCGUGAACCCUGGGUGCGAAAAGGCAGGACUUUUUUUUUUUUUUCCCACGAGCAUCCCAUGUGGGCCAUAGAAUUCCCUCACUGUAGCCGCCAGCAGUGAUGAGAGACGUUUCCCUACUGUAGCUGAUUUUGUGUUCAGUGUCCUGCCCCUCCGCCAAGACCUCUAGGGCGCCCGACCCACUAGCCCUCCCCUGGCCACCCCCUCCCCCCGCACCCCAGCCCCUUCUGGCCCCCGAGGAGUCUUCCCCCUCCGCUUCCACUCACCAACGCAGACACACACACCUUUUUCUCCCCCGCUUCCUUCCCAACUCCUCCAUUUUUUGGGGCCAAAAUCCCAACUGCCCAGACUUCAAAGGAAGCUAUUUUUCUCUUGGGAUUAUUACUUGUGAUCUCUUUGCAUGUGAAAGGGAAAAGGUGGAGGUAUCUAUGACUUGUAACUGUACUGGGAAUGCCUGAACCCGAGGUGUGACUGACUCUAGAGGGCGACAGAUCAGAACCAAGGAUCUCCCGUUACCCCUUCACACCCAGUGUGGUUUGCGUAGUUCCAAUGCCUGUUCACGCAUCCCUUCAUUUUUUUUUUUUUUAAAUGACCAUUGUUAUUGUUACCGUUGUUGUCACUAUUUGGGGUAUCUCGUGUUUUGUUUCUCUCUGCAACUCUCCACACUAAAACUCACGACUCUGUGGAGGGAAGCCAUGACUGAGCGCUACGCUGCGGUGAGAUGUAGCAGGAAUGGGCCUGGCCGCGCAGCCGGGGGCCACAGCUCGCAAUAAUCACUAUUGAUUUAAAGCUUUAUUUAGCCUCCAUCUGUACCCUCGUAGUCGAUAAGGUCUUGCCACAUUUUAUUAGUGAGAUUGAGAAGUGUAUUAUUUGUUUGUUUUGCUCUCCCCUCCCCCAAUAUUAAACUGUGAAAUUUGUGAUUUGUUUAAACUCUGGGUGAAUCAUAGUUUAGUUUGCAUGUCCAGUUAAUUUGUUUCUAUACAAUUUGUUUGAUUCUCUUUCUCCUUCUCUCAGGGCUUUUACAAAAAAAAAAAAUAGUAUAUAUAUAUAUAUAUAUAUAUAUAUCUCCAUAUAUAUAUAUGGAUCUUCUGAAAAGUUUUUUGAGGUGCAAGUUUUUCUCUUGUUUUUCUCUUUGAUUUAUGGACACAAUGCUGAGAUUCAAUCACUACAUGAAACUCCCGGCUGUGAAAACAGAAUAUAAAACCUAGGGCUGUUUCCCACACGGCCCUGGGGGGAAGCUAUGCGACAGUCGGGGGCCGCUUUCAGAAAGAUGCACCAUCCCUUCCACCUGUCCGUCUCUGUCCUCUCUUUCUUCAAGAAGGAAGUUGAUCCCAGUGAUUUCAGCCCAUGCAUUAAACAGGAAACAAUAAUAAAUGUGUAGAAUUCAUAUUUUUCUAAAGGGAACUUAACUGCUGCUCCGUGUUAUGUACAAAACCGGUUUAUGCCACAGGAACAGAAUCACAAGUUUGGUUUUGGUACUUUUUGUUCCUCUUUGUAUUCAGUUGUAUAGUACUUCCAAAUUCAGAAUGAGAAGAAAAGCUGUUCUGUAUCAAACCAUCUAAGCAAUAAAUGUUAUAUUUUAAAAAUGGCAGAUUGCCGGUCA
This is a messenger RNA of Mustela erminea (ermine), 11472 nucleotides long. RefSeq names its product ras responsive element binding protein 1 (gene RREB1). Gene Ontology annotation, biological process: regulation of transcription by RNA polymerase II. Gene Ontology annotation, molecular function: DNA-binding transcription activator activity, RNA polymerase II-specific; RNA polymerase II cis-regulatory region sequence-specific DNA binding. The transcript is spliced from 8 exons. Gene Ontology annotation, cellular component: nucleus. The record is from RefSeq and is a predicted model, not a curated record. Bases 3646 to 8523 code for a protein of 1625 amino acids. NCBI's taxonomy places the organism in Eukaryota, Metazoa, Chordata, Mammalia, Carnivora, Mustelidae.